AUGCCCGCAUACCUACUGCACCAUUAUGACAACAGCGAGUUUCCCAAUGACAGGGUGGAGUCUGCACCCCGUACAGGCCGUGGCACAUGGAAGCAGAGGAAAAACCACACUAGCACACUGCAAGAGUUGGCACUGCUGCUGCCCAUAGCCCUGAAGACCAAGAAGCUCACAAAGAAGGAGAUUCUGGUGCAUGCACUGCAGUACAUUCAGUACCUCCAAAGAAACAUCGAUGCAGUCAAGGCCUUGCUGAAAUGCCACGCCACCAGUGUGGAAGGUGGCCUUGUGGGGCUGGGGCAGAACCCAGCGUCAGGCCCAGCCAGGCGGAGGAGACACUCUACCCCCUCCAGCUCCCCAAGCUCGCAGAAGUCCCGUCUCCAGGGGGCCUGCCAGAAGCCUCGGAAGAAGAAGCUGACCCAAGUGUCAGAAAACCAAGACCCCAAGAAGACUUGGACCCCAAAGCCUCGCCGCUCCCUGGCCCUGAACAAACCUGAGAAGCUGGUAACCUCAUCACCAGACCAGGAAGGAAGAGGCACAGGGGGGACCACCACCCCUCCAAGGUGCCCCGACUCCUGCGGUCACCCCAGACGUGCAUCAUCCUCGCCUCCAGGUGACAGAAAAGGAGGACAGUCCCAGCUGACGUUGCUGGAUCUGGCCGAGGACACCAUCCACUGUGACAUCUCAAGCUGCUGGUGCCAGGACAGUGUCCAGGACGACACUUCCCCUGCGUUCCUGGCCCAGGAAGAUGUGGAGAGUAUCCAUUUUCUCACCAAGACCCAGCCCCAUCCCAGGCAGCCAUUGGUGUUCUAUGAUUCCAGCCAGGAUGUGGACAAAAGGUCCCUAGACGUUGACCCCUGGCUUCCUGCCUGGACCCCAGAGGACAGCCCUCAAGGGAGCCCACUGUCCCUGGGGCCUCCCCAGAUUGAUGUCUGGAGCACAACAGGCCACCCAAGUGAGAUCCUUGGGCUCAGCCCCAGCCUUUUCAGCUCCCCUGGGAAACUGCUUCCAGAUGAGCUCUUGGAGGAUGGCACAGAGUACCUGACCCAAGCAGCUCUCUUUAAAGAAGUGCGCUUUGAUCUGGAGUCUUCACCUUCAGCCUACAUACAGGAGGCUCCACAGGAGAAGGACACACCCACCAAGGCCCCCGAAGACCCUUCGGAAUCCUACAGCCUGCCCCGGUCCUCCGUCUCACUGGAUCACUGCUACCUUUCACUGAAUGAGAACGGCAAGGCGCCAUCCAGCUCCACCUCCAGUCCCAGCUCCAGCUCCAGCUCAGACGACAGCGACUCGGAGCCCCUGUGGAGGAAACCAGAGGUGAGAGACGCCAACCCGGAGGGUGCGCCGGGCUCCAGUGAAGGCGACGAAGACACCACGUGGACCCCUAACCAGCAGGCCUCACCCCUGCCAGCAGUUGGGAGAAAGGCCAAGAAGGGCCAAGCAGUCAGGGCCCCUGGGAAGCCCAAGGAGAACAAGAAAGGCCCCUGCCCACCCCAGAUGAAGAAGAAGUGUGUCAAUGGCUUCAUCAUGUUCUGCAGGAUGAACCGGAAGCAGUACAUCCGAUUCUGUCCUGGGACCGCUUCCACGGCUGCUACCAAGGAGCUGGCCCAACUGUGGCGGGUGAUGACCCAGCAGGAACGAAGGCCAUACUGCACCAAAGCUCGCAGGUUCAGCCGUCAGCACAACCGCAUCGUGAAGCAGGACGGCUCCAGCAGCGAGGACGAGGACUGGGAGACGCCCAAGCCCUUCUACCAGCUGCUGGCUGAGAAGGCCUUGCCACUGCCCCCGCACCUCCAGUGAGAGGGCAGCCCCCUCGCCUGCUCCCCUCACCCCUCACCCCUCAAGGCAACUGUGGCUCUUGCUGGAAGCCAGGACCCAUCAAUGAACUUGUCCCUCCUGGGCCUCCAGCUUCUGAGAAUGCAGGUCCCCUUAGCCAGGUCCCAUGGGGCCAGGGAGGGGAGCACUGAUUGGCCCCCACUGCUGGGCACAUUUGCCUGGAGCACCAGAGUCGCCCACAGCUGCCCUGAUUCUCCCCCGGGCUUAUCAGGAAGAGAACCCAAAAUGAAAUUCGGGGUGUUGGAGGGUGAAGUUUACCAGCCCCCUGCUUUUUCCUUCCCCACCCCACAGCCACACGGUUGCAGCCCUGUUCAAGCUCACCUCACCCUACUCCUCCCUCUCCUGUUUUAUUUUUAGGCUAUUUAUUGUUUUAAAGAAAAUAAAGUGGGACCUUUG
Molecule: messenger RNA, 2226 nt
Organism: Sapajus apella (tufted capuchin)
Lineage: Eukaryota; Metazoa; Chordata; Mammalia; Primates; Cebidae
Gene: MEIOSIN
Product: basic helix-loop-helix and HMG-box containing 1
Exons: 13
Coding region: 1-1794 (597 amino acids)
Molecular function (GO): protein dimerization activity
Source: RefSeq, a predicted model, not a curated record